Molecule: messenger RNA, 315 nt
Organism: Cryptococcus wingfieldii CBS 7118
Lineage: Eukaryota; Fungi; Basidiomycota; Tremellomycetes; Tremellales; Cryptococcaceae
Exons: 3
Coding region: 1-315 (104 amino acids)
Biological process (GO): regulation of transcription by RNA polymerase II
Molecular function (GO): DNA-binding transcription factor activity, RNA polymerase II-specific; RNA polymerase II cis-regulatory region sequence-specific DNA binding
Source: RefSeq, a predicted model, not a curated record
AUGCCCUUCAAACCCGGCCCACGACACAAAGACACAAACUCCAAGGGAGAAACCAUCUUCGAAUGCACAUGGGAAGGCUGCACCAAGAAGUUUGGCACUGCCGGCCACGUCCGAAGACAUGAGAAGACUCACGUCGGAAGCACCCCUUACCCCUGCCCCCACUGCCACAAGGCAUUUGGCCGCAGUGAUGUAAGGUCAAAGCAUGUUAAUACCAUGCAUCGCGACGAGGACCACGACGUCGCUCAUGAUGACCGCGACGAGCUCGAUGGAAGCAACGUAGAUGAGCCACCACGGCGAGUCCACCGAGUGCUCUAG